Molecule: messenger RNA, 1221 nt
Organism: Neomonachus schauinslandi (Hawaiian monk seal)
Lineage: Eukaryota; Metazoa; Chordata; Mammalia; Carnivora; Phocidae
Gene: CXHXorf58
Product: chromosome X CXorf58 homolog
Exons: 9
Coding region: 1-1221 (406 amino acids)
Source: RefSeq, a predicted model, not a curated record
AUGACUGCCGAACAGCCAAUUCGAUCCCGCGAAGGAUUUGUUCGGAAGCCUGGUCUGGGAGCGGCGUCGCUGAGCGAGCACUUCAUCGUAAGGAAUAUGAAGGGUUCUUCAAAGGCAUCAGUUACUGGUGUUCCAAAAUCAGAUAAUCCACGCUCAGGAAAAGACUACAAAAUGCAUCUGUCAAAUAUUGGAAAGAGAAAGGCAGUACAACAAGCUAGUGAAGAUAUUUCAGCUCAAAGGAUCCAGAGAGCUUGGUUAUCUCAUAUGGACAAAACAAUAUUUCAACUCCUAAAGCACACAGUUUGUGCGGCGGAAUGUUGUGUGACACAUGAAAUACUGAAGAAAGUGAGCCCCUUAGAGGCUGAGCUCCUGAAAGAUCCUAGCAUGAAGUGUAAAGUUAGAUUCAGAUUUAGUGGUGAAACAUUUCCACCUUUCAUCGUAUUUAAAAUUUUUCUUCAUACUGAAGGCCAUGGUAACAAGUAUUUCAGCGGGAAAAAAGUAUUUAAGCCAUCAAAUGAGGGAGUGGCUGAUGCUUGCAAAAUGAUGGGGAAAAAGAAGUUUUACCAUCAAGUUAUGGAAGAUGAACAUCUUUUCCAGAAAUUCAAAGUAACUGAUGAAAUAGAUAUUGUCACCCUGAAAGAUUAUAUGCAAUAUUCCAGUCUCCUGGAUGAGACCCCUGCAUCUUCUGGUGGCAGAAAUAACUACUGGCGAAAAUUAAAUCUCAAAAACAUCCCCAGGACAAUGAUAAUAUAUGACAUAGUUGAUUAUGCAGAGUCUGGAAUAAUCUCAAACCGUCUACAAAAAGAAAUGAAGUAUCUAUUACGGAGACCACAAACAGAAGAGAUGCGUCAACACCAGCUACAGAUUGUUUCUGAAGUUAGAUGCCCUUCAUCCUUUUCAGCUAUCAAACCUUUAUAUCGGCCCUACCGACAGCAGAAUCAAAUGAAACAUCUGGGUCGUCGAUCCAAGCAAGCUCAAAUGAAAGUUGAAAAAAUGAAAAAAGCCUAUAAGAUGGCUAAAGAAAAAACUGCUUCCGUGGGGAUGGAACCACAAACGGACACACGAGGUACAAAGCAGCGACAGGCAAUCAUCUUCUCUACCCCACCUUUUGACAUCGUGAAAGUUGAUGAGCUCAUGCGAGAUGAGGAAUUGGAAAAACAAGAAAAGGAGUUGUUCGCCUGGUAUCAAGACUUGUAUAUUAAUAGUCCUCCAUCAUCUUAA